Messenger RNA from Chanos chanos (milkfish), 1432 nucleotides. Its product is annotated as tubulin alpha chain-like. NCBI's taxonomy places the organism in Eukaryota, Metazoa, Chordata, Actinopteri, Gonorynchiformes, Chanidae. Gene Ontology annotation, molecular function: GTP binding; structural constituent of cytoskeleton. Gene Ontology annotation, biological process: microtubule-based process. The transcript has 4 exons. Bases 33 to 1385 code for a protein of 450 amino acids. Gene Ontology annotation, cellular component: microtubule. The record is from RefSeq and is a predicted model, not a curated record.
CUUCAAGUCGGCCAGAAGGAAAAUCUGUCAAGAUGCGCGAGUGUAUCUCUAUGCACGUUGGGCAAGCAGGCUCCCAGAUGGGCAAUGCAUGCUGGGAAUUGUAUUGCCUGGAACAUGGGAUCCAGCCGGAUGGACAGAUGCCGAGCGAUAAGACCAUCGGUGGAGGAGACGAUUCCUUCAACACAUUCUUCAGUGAGACAGGAGCUGGGAAACACGUUCCAAGGGCUAUCUUUGUAGAUCUGGAGCCAACUGUUAUUGAUGAGGUCCGUACAGGAACAUAUCGGCAGCUGUUCCACCCUGAGCAGCUCAUCACCGGAAAAGAGGAUGCUGCCAAUAACUAUGCCCGUGGGCACUACACCAUCGGCAAAGAGAUCAUUGACUUAGUGCUGGACCGGACUCGCAAACUGGCUGACCAAUGUACAGGCCUCCAGGGUUUUCUCAUCUUCCACAGCUUUGGUGGAGGCACUGGCUCCGGGUUCACCUCCCUGCUGAUGGAGCGUCUCUCUGUUGACUACGGCAAGAAGUCCAAACUUGAGUUUGCCAUCUACCCAGCUCCACAAGUGUCUACAGCUGUUGUGGAGCCCUACAACUCCAUCCUGACCACACACACCACCCUGGAGCACUCUGACUGUGCUUUCAUGGUGGACAAUGAAGCCAUUUAUGAUAUCUGUCGCAAAAACCUGGAUAUUGAAAGACCCACUUACACCAACCUAAACAGGCUGAUUGGCCAGAUAGUCUCAUCCAUCACUGCCUCUCUGAGAUUCGAUGGAGCCCUGAAUGUGGAUCUGACAGAGUUUCAGACCAACCUGGUGCCCUACCCUCGCAUCCACUUCCCUCUGGCCACAUACGCUCCAGUCAUCUCUGCUGAGAAGGCCUACCAUGAGCAGCUGUCUGUUGCUGACAUCACCAACGCUUGCUUCGAGCCCACCAAUCAGAUGGUGAAGUGUGAUCCUCGUCACGGUAAAUACAUGGCCUGCUGUCUCCUGUACCGUGGUGACGUGGUGCCCAAAGACGUCAACACCGCCAUUGCUACCAUCAAGACCAAACGUACCAUCCAGUUUGUGGACUGGUGUCCUACUGGCUUUAAGGUGGGCAUCAACUACCAGCCCCCAACAGUGGUCCCUGGAGGAGACCUGGCCAAGGUCCAGAGAGCUGUGUGCAUGCUGAGCAACACCACAGCCAUCGCCGAAGCCUGGGCUCGUCUGGACCACAAGUUUGACCUGAUGUACGCCAAGAGGGCCUUUGUCCACUGGUAUGUGGGAGAGGGUAUGGAGGAGGGAGAGUUCUCUGAGGCCAGAGAGGACAUGGCAGCUUUGGAGAAGGAUUAUGAAGAGGUUGGCACAGACAGCAUGGGAGAGGAGGACGAAGAAGGAGAAGAGUAUUAAAGAAGUAGAAUAGCGAUCUGCUAUUCUGCACGGCAGUAAAGAAUGCA